AUGCGCGGUCGGGGAGGGCCGGCGGCCGCCUCCUUCCUCCGCCGGCGAGGGGAGGAGGGAACCGGCGCCGCGGAGGAGAGCCGGGCCUGCCGCCCGCGGGGAGGGAGCCGCGCCGGCGGGCAGCGGGGGCGGGCGGGACGGGGAAGGCAGCGGGCCGCCGCCCCGCGGGGAGCGGGACACAGGAGCCUGGGCAGGGGCGCGGCGGCCCCGGCGCGGCCGCCCGGCUGUCACCGGCAGGGCCGGGGAGCUCCGGCCCUCACGCUGCCACCCGGCUCCGCCCCGCCGCGGCUCCCGGGCCGCGCUGCCCCUUCCGCCGCCGAAGGCGGUGCCGAACGAGGCCCGCCCGAGCCGCCCCGCAGGCAGAGCCGCCGGAGCAUGGCCGGGGCGCAGAGCUGCCGUCCCCCCGCGCCGGGUGAAGAUGUCAAACCAUUUACUCCUGAGAAAACCAAGGAAAUUGUGAUGUCUCUACAGCAGCCUGCAGUCUUCUGUAACAUGGUUGGUGACUGGCCAGCCCUGCACUGGAAUGUGAAAUAUCUUUCUGCCGUGUUGGAGGGAAAGACAAUCCAGUUUAGGCUGGGCCUGAAGACAGUGGAUUUAGUUCCUCAGUUUGAAACCAGUUGUAGCUACGUGGAAGCUACACUUGAGGAGUUUUUGGCCUGGAGUUGUGGGCAGCCUUCUUGUCUCUCUGGACCAUUCAGUUGUUAUGAUUACUCCAAAUACUGGGCUUAUGCUGACUACAAGUACAUUGCCAGGAUAUUUGAAGACAAGCCAGAAAUUUUCCAGGAUGUAAGGUGGUCUGACUUUGGUUUUCCUGGAAGAAGUGGAAAAGAGAGCACGCUGUGGAUUGGUUCUGAAGGAGCCAACACCCCCUGCCAUUUGGACUCCUAUGGCUGCAACUUGGUGUUGCAAGUACAAGGAAGGAAGAGAUGGCACCUCUUCCCACCUGGUGACACCAGUUUCCUUUAUCCUACCAGGAUCCCUUAUGAGGAAUCCAGCAUAUUCAGCAAAGUCAACAUUGCCAACCCUGAUCUGAAACGCUUUCCUGAGUUUAGGAACUCAACAGCCCAUGUUGUUACACUCAAUCCAGGACAGGUCCUGCUUGUUCCAAGGCACUGGUGGCACUAUGUGGAAUCCAUUGAUCCUGUCACUGUCAGCAUAAACUCUUGGAUUGAACUGGAUGCAGAUCAUGGAGCCCGUGUAGAAGAGGCCAUAACUCGAGUGCUGGUAUGCGCCAUAAAAUCGGCAGAAAGCCCCAGCGAUGGAGAUCUCUGGUUAAAUCCCACAGAAGUUGAGGCAACAUCCCAUGAGAUCAAUCUUCAGUACCUGAAUAAAGCAGUGUCUGCAUACCUCAGAUGCCAGGAGACAAGUGUGUCAGGACAGGCACGCUCCAGCAGCACCGGUGCAAAGCAGAGGACAAAUGCCUCAUGCAAGAGGAAGAGAAGGGAGGUUGGCUGUGAACCAGAGAGCUGCACAUUACUGACCCAGGAAUGUGACUUUCCAACACCCAAAGCUGAAGAACUGCAGAAAAUCCCUUUUGGGCCUCAUCUUAUUCAGGUUUUACCACAGUCUCACAAAACCAGCGGGAUGGAUGCAGUUGCAGUUGAAUGUGGUGGUGGAGAUCUCCAUGAAAACGAAGGGGAACAUUUUGGAAAAUUACACUGCAAGAGGAAGAGCUCGCUAAUGAGUAAUGACUGUGAGACAGCUGCACAUCCAAUGGAUUCAGACUGCAGUCCAUGCACCUCACAAACAGCCCUCUCUACCAACGACUUGUUAGACUGUCUGGUUAAUCCUCGUGUCAUCAGUUUAGUGGCCCAGCUGCUGUUGGAGAGAAUGGGAGUGUGAUGCUGCAGUGCUUUAUCGUUUCUGAACCAGAAAUCCAACAGCAGCCUUGUUCUGCGUGUUUAAGAUCUGUAAUAAUUGAAUGUUCCAUUUCAAAUAAUUUUUAGGUGCAGAUAGACACAGUUAAUGGUUAAGUGCAGGUUGUAGUUGAGCUGAAAGAAGAAUAGCUGGUUAGUGAUGGAAGAGAAAGGUGUGUUCAGUGAGAGAGCUGCACGGUGCUGUGAACAGAGAACACACACAGUCACAGGCUGUGCAGGUGGGAUCUCCACAGUGUUCUACAGCUCUGAGCUGGAAAACAAGUGUGGCUUGAUGGUAGACAACAGAGGGAGUGCUGGGACAUGGGCACACAGCAGAGGGGGACCAAGGCUGGGAGAUUGAUUGAUUGAUUGUAGAUUGCAGUCCCUGACCACAUUUAAAGUAAAAUGGUCAACAAGCAAUCAGUUGAUUAUGUUAGAAAUAAUAAAUUCAGGUAAACCUAAACCUCAACCAAGAGACAAUGCACUCACUAAUGCAUCUACUUCCUCCCUUCCACUAAAUAACCUCAGUUUUGUCACAAAGCCCUAGGUUGGAGUGAGGCAAAAGCCCUUAGGUGGUUCAGAAGCUCUUGAAGCUGGGAGAUAAGGGCCGCUGGAAAGUUGCUGUUAUUAUGUAUUUAAAGCCAGAUGUGCACAGUCUGCUAUGUCUAAGAAACAAAGCAAAACAGCCAUGACUUUUUGCCUGUGUCCCUCUCUUUACCACAACAAUCAAAAUGUAUUUUUUUUCUUUUGGUUCUAAAUGGUUGCUGUACAAGAUCAUCCUUUCUUCAAAGGAUGGUGGUCCUUGGAUUUGUUUUUGAAGGCUAGGUUGUUCUUUGAUUGAAAAGUUAGGGAACAAGAAAUUUAGGCAAGAAGGUUUCUUAACUCUGAAGCUAUGCAUGGAGUCUUGAACACCUGGGAAGAAAGCUGCUAGCAUCUUCCAGGAUGCUCUCACCUCCUCUGAUUUCUGUUUGUGGUGACAACAGAGGCAUUUUCCCUAACCACAGUUUCAAGAGACAGCUUCAGGGACAGCUCCUGUGAAACCUUUGCUUUUAAAAUGUCUCUUUGCUUGUGUCUGCUAGAGACCAAGAAAUCGGUUUCUGUCAUCAGCCUGUUCCCGUAUCCAUCGCCUUGCACCACCAGCCCUCCCUCCAGCUGGUAUUUCCUUUGCUUGGUGUGUGUUCCCUGCUAAAUACAUGAAGCUAGUGCUGUUUACACAAAGAUCACCUUCCAUUAAUUUAUAGCUGAAAAAUCCUGAUAGCAAAGGUGCUUCCUCUCUGCUUUUAUUCAGAUUGCUUGUUGGCAGGGCCCUGAUGAAUUAUGGUAAGGGCUUUAGAUAUGCACUAAUACAUCAGAAAUUCAGGAAACCUUGCCAUUUCAAAAAUCUCCCCAAAAUCCUAAUACACUUGGAAGAGGAUUAAGCUGGAAAGGCUCAAAGGUUCACGUUUAACAAGCACAGAAACCUUGCCCUGAUGGAAACAGAGCUGUGUAUGUCAUUUGCUGGAGACCCUGGCUUUGAAGAGUGGCUGUGAGUCAGUAGCAGAGGCCACACGAGCUCCGUCUCUGACCCACAAAUGUGCAGUUCCCACUGUCCUGCUCUGCCCUGGUAUUUGGGCUCAGACCCUGAUAACCCCUGUGUGUGAUCCUCAAGGGCAACCUGCAGGUGAGAUACCAUUCUCAGCAAGGUGAGAAAAUCCACUGCUCUUAUUUCAUGUCUCUACACCAAAGGCCUCAGUGGGGUUGCACCCUUGCAACCAGACCAGAAUUUAAUAAACAAUCCUGUUGAUAACA
Molecule: messenger RNA, 3644 nt
Organism: Prinia subflava (tawny-flanked prinia)
Lineage: Eukaryota; Metazoa; Chordata; Aves; Passeriformes; Cisticolidae
Gene: HSPBAP1
Product: HSPB1 associated protein 1
Exons: 8
Coding region: 1-1842 (613 amino acids)
Molecular function (GO): 2-oxoglutarate-dependent dioxygenase activity
Source: RefSeq, a predicted model, not a curated record